Molecule: messenger RNA, 2760 nt
Organism: Brugia malayi
Lineage: Eukaryota; Metazoa; Nematoda; Chromadorea; Rhabditida; Onchocercidae
Gene: Bma-ptr-12
Exons: 19
Coding region: 1-2760 (919 amino acids)
Biological process (GO): endocytosis; molting cycle, collagen and cuticulin-based cuticle
Cellular component (GO): plasma membrane; cytoplasmic vesicle membrane
Source: RefSeq, a predicted model, not a curated record
AUGCAUUUAUCCUCUUUUUAUUCAUUUUCUACUGAACCUGGAAGUCAAACACGUCUUGUUCAAUUUGUUAAUCUUCUACAUAGACGUUGGUCGUACUUCAUAGCAGAUCAUGUCAGUGGCGCAAUUAUUAUUUCAGUUUUGGUAUCUAUUGUAUGUGCCACCAAAGUUGUCACUACGCCUUUUAAAAAUGAUCUAAUGGGUUUCAUACCAUACGGGGCACGCUCACGUGAAGAAUACGCAGUACAAGAAGAAUUCACUAAUCAUAGCGGUAAAGGAAUCCUUUUGAUGGCUCUUAUCGUUGCCAAAGAUAGUGGCUCAACGCUGAAAGCGGAAAUACUGAAAGAAGCUGUUGAAGUGGAUGAAUUGAUUUCGAAUAAUUUUACAAUAUACAAUCAUAUUCUUGGUAGAGCAGAGUCUUUCAAUGAAUUUUGUCGUAAUUUCUGUUUGUUCAAUCUUCCGCUGCAACAAUUUUAUAAUGGUUUUGAAGUACAGCUGGAACGAUUCCGAGCUCAUCAACCAUUAAACGACCGAAUUUCUUUGAAUUAUCCCAUUUCCAAAAUGUACGGGCAUGCUUUUAACAUACAGAUGAAUUUUAAUGGAAUAGAAUUAAAAAACGACACGCUAAUAAUGGAUAAUAAGAUAAAUAGUUCAGUUACGGAAACUACGAAUUAUGCUCCUUUCAUCACAAAUAUGGUAUCGGCAAAGAUGAUCAAACUUGUGUAUCGCGGGGAACGAGUGGGUGAUUGGACAGUAAAGCAAACCCGACAGUAUGAAUUGGGCAUCGUUCGUUACUUCCAACAUGAUUAUAAGCCAAAGCACAUUCGUGUAUUGAUGGUAUCGUUUGAUUACAUUGAUUAUGAGAUAUCUCGUGCUGGUCUAAGUAUAUUACCGUAUUUGGUUGUUGGUUUUUGUAUUAUGUUCAUUUGCUCAGCAAUAUCAACAACAGUCAGCGCCAUAUAUAUGCAACAAAUGAGCAUUUAUAAGAUCUAUUUAGCUCUCUUUGCCUGUAUUUGUCCUCUGAUGGCCAAUGCAACAGCAAUCGGAUUACUAUUAACCGUCGGAGUACGGUAUGAUGCUAUCCUAUCUGUAACACCACUUCUUACGCUUGCUAUUGGUGUUGACGAUGCCUAUUUGAUGAUACACGCAUGGCAACGUGUCACGAGAGAAUGUAUUUUACAUCCUGUCAAGGACGAUUGCGUUCCAUAUCGUCUUGCACUGGUAUUAGAAGAAACGGGGCCUGCUAUCUUAAUAUCAGCCUUGACGAAUAUUCUGGCUGAUGUAGUUGGUUCUGUUAGUGGUUCACCUUCCAUUACGGUAUUAUGCUUUGGCAAUAUGUCAUCCAUUUUCAUGGAUUAUGUUUAUCAGUUAACAUUUUAUUCGGCAAUAAUGUGUGUUGCGGGACAUUUUGAAAUGAAAAUGGCAGCGGAACAACAAAAUACUCAUUUAAUCAAAAUUGACAACGAGAAAAAAGGCACAAUAAUAAAUUAUGACACAAAGAACUCACAAGAUUUCCGUGAACGCGCAAAGAACAUUUGUACUUUUAUACUUGAUGAUUACGUCACAUUGGUCACUAACAAAGUUUUUGCUGUCGGUGUAUUUUGUUCAUGGGUUCUUCUCAUCAUAAUCUCAAUUUUUGGAAUAACUCAAAUAAAAAUUGAAUUAACAUCUGAAAAACUAUUUCCAUUGGAUUCACCACUUAUUGAGUUGAACGAUCUUUUGCAAUGGUAUCAGAUACCUGAGCAUACUAUGCCACAAUUUUAUGUAAACAACCCUGGAAAUCUAUCAAAUAUGUAUCGUUUUCAACGUCUUAAUCAGAUGAUUUAUGAAUUGGAACACAUGAAUGGUUCGUGGGGCGCACAGAGUACCAAUUAUUUCAUUCGCGAUUUCAUUGAUUUCGAGAAACAAUGGAAUGAAGCAGAUUACAACAAUGAUUCAUUAAAUGGUUCCAUUUUACUGAGAGAAGAUGAUUUGCCGAUAUUUUUAGACUGGCCCGAAUAUCAGAGAUGGCGCGGUUUUUUGAUUCUCGACGAAACAACUGGUCACCUGUUAAGAUUCUUCUUUACAACCGCGUAUUAUGGCGAAAAUUUGAAGGACUGGCCGCAAAGGGGUGUCCUGCUGAAUAAAUGGCGCGAUAUUAUAGAUAAGUACAGGGAAUUCAACGUAACUGUUUUCAUGGACGAUGCAAUAUUCUUAGAUUUGAUUGAUAAUAUGACAACAGAUGCAUGGCAAUCAGCGCUUGGCAUAUUACUUUGUAUGGCAUUCAUUUCUUUCAUCUUUUUAUACGAUAUAUUCACAGUGGCUGUUGUAUCUGUUGCUAUCGUUUCCAUUAUGACUGGCAUAGUUGGAAUACUAACUCUAAUGGGUCUUAAUCUGGAACCAAUCAUGAUGGCUGCGAUGUUAAUUUCAAUGGGUUUUAGUGUUGAUAUACCAGCUCAUGUGGCUUAUCACUAUAACAGCAACGGAAUAACCACCAAUCGACAACUAGCAGUAAAGGACAAGUUGCGGAUAUGUUUUGCAUCAGUUGCACUUCCUGCAUUGCAAGCAUCGAUAAGCACAAGUUUGUGCUUGUUUGGUCUUUUCUUUAAAGAGCUGUAUAUAGCACAGGUGUUUGUGAAAACGAUGUUGCUGUGCAUUUUUCUAUGCGUUUUUCACGGUUUGCUUAUCAUUCCAUGUAUGCUUGUACUUACUGAUCUAGUAAUGCAGUUUUGUAGAAGGUUGCGAAGACAUGAAAUAAUCUCCCCUGCUGUUUUCUCCUCAUAA